Gasterosteus aculeatus aculeatus (three-spined stickleback) is the source of this 721-nucleotide messenger RNA. Its product is annotated as apolipoprotein D. NCBI's taxonomy places the organism in Eukaryota, Metazoa, Chordata, Actinopteri, Perciformes, Gasterosteidae. The record is from RefSeq and is a predicted model, not a curated record. Gene Ontology annotation, molecular function: lipid binding. Gene Ontology annotation, cellular component: cytoplasm. Gene Ontology annotation, biological process: lipid transport; response to reactive oxygen species; lipid metabolic process.
AAAAACUCAAAACGUCACCACAUCGCCGGUAAAACAGGUUGUGGAGAAAAGAUGAAAGCCGUCCAGGUGAUUUUUCUCGCUCUGCUGUCCGUUCUGGCGGCAAACGCUCAGGUCAUCAUGCCGGGAAAAUGCCCCCAGCCUGCUGUUCAAGAGAACUUUGACACUGCCAGGUAUCUGGGUAAUUGGUAUGAAAUCCAGCGGCUGCCACAUGCCUUCCAGUACGGCGACUGCUCCACUGCCACCUACAGCCUGCAGAGCCCCGGAGUCGUUGGUGUCCUCAACCGCGAGCUGCUUGCUAAUGGGACCAUAGACUCCAUCAGUGGCUCUGCCACAGCAAAGGAUGCCUCUGAGCCUGCCAAGCUGCUCGUCUCCUUCUUUGAGAACGCUCCCCCCGCUCCUUACUGGGUGCUUUCCACCGACUACGACAGCUACACUCUGGUCUACAGCUGCACCGACCUCGAGUUGCUGCACGUGGACUUUGCCUGGAUAAUGAGCAGGCAGCCCACGCUGCCCAAGGAGACCCUGGAGGAGCUGCGGAGCCAGCUGGCCGCCAUUGGAGUCAAAGUGGACAAGCUGCUCACCACCAAUCAGGAUGCAGCGUACUGCAGCACCAUGAACCAGUGAACCGACUGAGUUGCACCUGUUGAUGUCUGAAGGCCUCCGCUCAUGUGUGGUGCUUGGAGUUGUGCUUCUGCAAUAAACUUAUUUAAACACCGGUAAA